This is a messenger RNA of Oryzias melastigma (Indian medaka), 891 nucleotides long. RefSeq names its product cytochrome c iso-1/iso-2. Gene Ontology annotation, biological process: mitochondrial electron transport, cytochrome c to oxygen; mitochondrial electron transport, ubiquinol to cytochrome c. Gene Ontology annotation, molecular function: electron transfer activity; heme binding. NCBI's taxonomy places the organism in Eukaryota, Metazoa, Chordata, Actinopteri, Beloniformes, Adrianichthyidae. Bases 162 to 482 code for a protein of 106 amino acids. The record is from RefSeq and is a predicted model, not a curated record. Gene Ontology annotation, cellular component: mitochondrial intermembrane space. The transcript has 3 exons.
GAGUCACGUGACGAAUGACGUGUCGCCGGGAGUAGCUUCAGGAGACGGAAGCACGUUUUUACGACAGAAGCAGCGGAGAAGCCGGCAGGAGACCGAAACUGCGAGCCAAAAAAGUUGUUUUAACAACAGAAAAGUCGCUUUAAAGAUCAAAAAAAGAAAGCAUGACUGGAGCAGACAUUGAAAAGGGCAAGAAGGCAUUUGUCCAGAAGUGUGCCCAAUGUCACACUGUUGAACAAGGUGGAAAGCACAAGGUGGGACCCAACCUUUGGGGCCUCUUUGGGCGUCAGACUGGCCAGGCUCCUGGCUUCUCCUAUACAGAUGCCAACAAAAGCAAGGGGAUUAUCUGGAACGAAGAAACCCUGAUGAUUUAUCUGGAGAACCCGAAGAAAUACAUUCCAGGGACAAAGAUGAUCUUCGCUGGCAUCAAAAAGAAGAAUGAGCGAACUGACCUUAUCGCAUACCUCAAAUCUGCAACUUCAUAGGGAAUUCUCCAGCUCACUACUCUUCACUAAUCUUAAACCAGAACAUACUAAUUAUGAUACCUCAAACAAAUUAACCAAAACACAUCAUUCCUUUUUCCCCUUUAAACCAAACCAAAAGGGCAACCAGUCCCUGUGAGUUUUGCCUUAUGUUUUGUAGCAAUAGAUUUAUUUUUGAUAUCAAACAUCUUCAGCUGUUCAGUGAAUAAUUUAUCCAGAUUUUAACAAGUUUUUACCAUAAAUUAGUCGGCAUACUGUGAUUUCAGGAUGGGUAACAUUAAAUAUGUGUGAGCUGUUAUAAAUCCCUCCAGAGCAGUGACUCGUCCUCAUUCCAUUCCUUAAUUUAAUGCCUUAUUUGCUUUAUGUCUCUGUUGUGAAGCUUGCAAGUUAAAUAAAACGGACUGUAAACACA